CACAUAAAAACUUCUUUCGUCUGGAGAAAACAAAACGCCCGUGUCUGUCGUUUACCGUGAUAAAUUAUCCUUUUUUUCACAUUUCAAACGCCCGAAAAUAUUGUAAUCUUUUAUGUUGAUCCCUUCCGGAGCAAUUCGUACUUAAGUAGUGUGUGUCUAACCGUUCAAAAUCCAACUUUUAAGUGUCGUUAAGAUCACCUGUCUGGCCGCUCCUAAGAUGUCUUCCAGCAGUGCAUGUUGGGAGUGAAAAAUUCUGGAACAAGCGUAUACAUUUGUGUUUCCUUCUUGCUGCACCAAUAAAAUGGCGCCGGGUUCGAGCAAUAAUCAGAACAACAACCGGCAGACGGGCACAAAGCCGAAAUCGAAAUCGUCUAAGAAAAAUGCGGUUCCGCAGGAAAUCGUCGCCCCGACCCGGAGGGACCAGCUCCAGCAGCAGCUCAAUGUACUCGUCGAUUGGGCGAACGUUUCCGGCGCAACGUCGGUGGUCCCGAACAACAAUUCCCAACAACAACAGCAGCAGCCACAUUUCAGUGGCGCACAACAACCAUCGACAAGUGGCCAGCAACAGCAGCAGCAGCAGCAGCAAGGGCAGAACAUUCUUCUGAAACCACGCAACAAUCGGACACCUGGUGAAGGCACCUGUUACGAAAUCGAUAAUCUGUCGCUGCAAGAUAACAGCCGCUACAUCCCGGUACGGCCAAUCGUGCGACGUAACCUGUUGAACGAAGGAGCCGGUGGUGAACAGAGCGAGCCGCACAACACUGCAGUCGGUGUGGUGAUUCCUACCACGCCGAAUUCUGCUCUACAGCAAACUUUCCGCCUCAACGAGGGAGCUUCAGCAAGUGGCAGUGGAGUUGCCGUUGGAUCGACACACAGCAUUAACAAUUUGCUUCACAGUGGACAGGCCGGUGGUUCAUCCGUUACGGGAGUUGUACCGAAGCAGCAGCACAUCCUAAAUCCACUCUUGCUUCUUCAGCAACAACAAAGCCAAGCGGCACAAGCACGAUCGACGUCCUCACCGUUGAGCUAUCGCGUACCGGAUGGUGCCUCGCAGAAUCAGUUGAACUUGAACAAAAACUCUAAUCAUCAGCAACAACAGCAGCAGCAGCAGCAGCAGCAGCAGCAGCAGCAGCAGCAACAACAUCAUCACCUACUCGCUGGUGCUGCCGUGCCAUCGACCUCUUCCGGAUCGCGAUACGGUCCCGCUACACUUCCGUUCAGCUCCGCCACCGGUACGGUUGAGGAUACGCUGAAUCAGAUUCAGGAGUACAUCAAGCUGACCACAAAUCUCAUCUCGUCGGUGCAGAUAGAUAACCUGAACGGUGGUCCGCGACCGCAAUCGGUGCAAAGCAUCAGCACAAACCAAUCGACAACACCCGUCCCACCGUCGGCAUCCUGCGACGAAUUGCGCUACCGCAUGGAGUCUCAGUCCAAAAAUAUGCAAGCACUCAAAGAACAGCAAGCUCAUCUGCUUCGCUUGCAGCAAGCAGCUCGUCAGCAACUGCAGGAGAUGGAAUCGAUCCGGCAGAUGCACACGGCCAGUGUAGCUCCCCCGAUCGAAUCGUUUCAAACGGUGGAACAGGUGCAGGACGGCAUCGGUAGCAUCAUGGAGCGAAUGCGUCUGCUGUCUACCUUCAUCCAAAACCAGCAAGAGCUAAGCACCAUGCUAGGACCCGACAAUGACGCCGACGUCCUAGCGGAUCAGGCGAUGUUGCAGCAAAAGUUUCAGGAACUACGCGACAAGAAAAGCCAAAUGCAUAAUCUCGUUUCGGAGCUGCAGAAUUUGAAUAUGGACGCGAAUCGACAGUUCGAUGGCGAGGCAGCAACGGAACAGCGCAACGUACCCAUCGAGCUAACGCACGCACCAGCAACCGCAUCCGAUGCAAGGAAUGCGACGAAAAUAUUCCUCAACGGUGGUGGCAGCACCAUGGAAGGUACGAGUUGUGGGGUAAACCCGGUAGCCACGGUGGAAGGAAUGUCCGUACCAUCGCACCGCCAGCUGAGCGAUGAACAGCGCAAUGGACAAGCUGCUGCGACCACGGCAGACGAGGAAGACGAUGAAGGGCCGCUGAACGAAGAGGAAGCAUCCGUUCUGAACGGCACAGCCGACAUGUUGAGCGAGAAGAUUAACGAGAUAAACGCUAUGAAGUCACAGUUGCGCCGCCUAAAGGAGAUGAUGGACACGGUUAAGCUGAUCGAGAUGAAAACGGGCCAGGAAUCUAUCGACGAGGAGGACGAGUACGAGGAGGAGGACGCACCGGAGGAGGAAGAGGAAGGCGACGACGAGGAUGAGGAAGGAGCUGCAGCGGCGGCAGCGAUUGCCAUACAGCAACAGCUCCGUUCCAGCAGAAGCCGUUCCCGUUCCCGUUCGAUGAGUUCUGCACCGAUAACGCUGCUUCCCAAUGGUACGACGAUCCCGAACGACGCGGUGGUGGAUGGGUCGUCGGACCUGUCCCAGCAGGAGCGUGACCAUCUGAACAAGCGUGUAGAAGCACUGCAAGCGAUGACGCAGGACCUGCGCGAGCAAGCCAAAUCUAUUGCCGCCGAACGGGACCGGUUGAAGCACGCCCGGAACGAUCUGCACAAGCGUCGGAACAAUGUGAUGGAGCUGCAGCAACAGGCGAGCAGUCAGGCAAGCGAAAAGCUCACCAACCAUGUCGCCUCGUUCGUAUCGAUGGCCGGUCCGAGCGGGCGCGCUCCUGCGGGGCCAAAAGAACGCCAGCAGAUGGAGCUGAAGGCGGAGCUGGAGCAGAAAAAGCGUGAACUGGAACGCAUCGAGAAGAUGACGCAGAGCAUAAAGAAAAACACGGAACUGUCUCGCUCGUCGGUGGUGGAAGGGGUGAGUGCUCAUGAGCCGGCGGUAGCUUCCCUUCCGAAAGCGCCCGGCCCGUCUUCGGUAGUUUCGUCCUCGGUUGAAUCGUGUAGUGGUGGUGGUGCUGGGUCGCAUCAUCGCGGCACCCCUUCGACCCAUGCGAUCAUUCCACCGGCACCGGCCCCGUCGGCAAUUAGCGGUUCGCUGCAGAACAAUACGGCCGGCAGCAAUGCGACGAACGAUUCGAAAACCAACUCUGCCGACUCCGGUGUCACGUCGGAUAUCUUCGCCCAUGCACAGCUCGAAUCGGCCAGCUAUCAGUCGAGCAGUACGCGCAGCUUUCCACCACCGAUGCCCGAUAUAUGCAAUCGUAACGCGGCCGCUGAUCGGUAUCGGUUGAAGCGGAGCGAGAUUGAUGCAGACGGUGCACCGGUUGGUUCGGCCGGAGCUGGCCCAAUCGGGCGUGAUCAUCGUGGUUCUUCGCCGUGGCCCGUGUUUGGCACGAGUGGCGGAGCCGGUGGGUUGUCCAGCUCGAAUACGGGCCCACACAGCCCACAUUACGGAUUGCCGUACGGGCCCGUGAUGCACGAUCUGUCUCAUCAUGCGGCCGCUGCUGGUUACGUCGGUGGCGGCGGAGGCGGCGUAGGAGCGUAUGGAAGCAGCUGGAGCACCGGAGGCGGCCCGUAUGGCGUGGCGGCUAAUUUGUUGCCACCGCACGCGGCCACUCCGAACACACCGCCCGAUCCGAUCGUGUUUCAACACAUCAUGCAAACGCAGCAGAUGCUGAUGAACUCCAUCACGCAGUGCAACCAGCUGCUGUGGAUUCAGCAGCGCGAAAUCAACAAUCUCAACAGUGCUGUCCUGUUGCUCCAGGAACGGAUACUCGGCACUAACAGCAGCUUGCUGCUGCACGAAAACCAUGGCCCAUCGAUGGCGGCCACCACGUUGAUCAGGGCAGAAUCAACACCUCCCAACAAUGGUUCGAUGAGCGCCUCGAAUGCAGCCCCCGCGGCCAGCAGCAUGUACGCGCGGGCUCGCUCCGAACAGCCGAUGAUGUCGCAUCAGCAGCACCAGCAAUCCUCCCCCUACCACCAUCCUCACUCCCAUCUCCAUCUGGCCUCUCAUCCGCAGCAGCAGCAGCAGCAGCCAAUGCAACCUUUCUCCCAACCGCCCUACAGUCCGCUUGCUGCUGGGGUUCCACCAACCCACCCGCUGGUGUCCCCACAGCAACUGCCGCCAGCUUCACAAUGCCUCGCGAAUCAAACCGUGCAGCGUAACAAUACUAACCCCGCCCAGGCAGGGUUACCGCCGAGCGGUGCCAAUGCCGCCGGUCGGUUGCGCUCGAGUGUGCGCCCGCUUAACAUUAACACGCUUAACAAUGCACUUUACGAUGAUCAGUCCGGUGGUGGUGGUGUUACGGCCACCGAAGCCACCUCCGGCAUGGCGAACGAGUACGGCGCCGGUUCGGUCGCACCAAACAUGAUAAACAAUCUGUGCAGCAGCGGAUCGCAACCGGCCACACCGACGCCAUCUUUGCUUGCCCAGCAACAGCAGCAUCAUCAUCAGCAGCAGCAGCAGCAACACCAUCAGUCCUCGCUGCGCUUUGGCCAGAACUACAACAAUCUCAACAACACGGUAAACAACAACCUCUCGAACGCAAACAUGCAGAACAAUCACAAUCUGUACAGCCAGCAGCAAGAUUCCUCCUCCCAGCAGCAGCAGCAGCAGCAGCAAACGCAAGCUCUCAACAACCAGGUGCUGCCGGGAGUGAGGGCCAAUAAUUAUUGGGACAACUUCCGAAGCUACUCAAGACAAAAUCUCCUAUCGAGCAACAGUUGUAAAAGCAACGAGGAGUCAUGCUCGCAAAGUGGCAGUGCCGGAGGUGGCAGUGGUGGUGGUGGUGCUGCUGGUGGUAUUGCAGGUGGCUCAGGAGCAGCAGGAGGAACAGCUUGCGGUGGUGGUGGUGGUGGUGGUGGCGCGGGAGUUGGUGGAAGCGGCGGGAGCACAGGAAGCGGCGGGUCUGGAAAUGCUGGUGGCAGCGGUUGCAAUACGAUUAACAAUCAGCUGCAGCGUAAUAAUAGCAAUGCUUCGAAUCAGUACAUGAACAACCAGAGCAACAAGUACGCGCAAUCGAUCAACAUUACACGCAACAACUCGCUGAGCAAUUCGAAUCAGGCGAACAGUGGUGGGUUGUGUCAGGAGCUGGAAUCGUCCGGAUCGCAACAGCAGCUGUUGGGCUAUCAUCCCAAUCAAGAGCAACCGAUCGACGACUGCAGUGCGCAGGUUGUUGAUCAUCAGCGUCACCAGCAUGCCCAGGCCCAGGUACAGCAGCAAACCCAAUCGCCUGGAGUACACUCGCUGCAUGGCGGAAGACACUCGCAGGAAGCGUAUCAAUCUCAGCCACCGGUUCCGACCACUCGCCAACAACCGCAUCGCUCACAAUCUCAGCUAGUCGGAUCGGGUCAGUCCACUCAAGCACAUCCGUACGCACCGGUCCCGCAACAGGCUUUACACCAGUCCACUCCCCAGCAUCCAGCGUCUGGUGGGAUGGGAACUCAGCAGCAGCAGCAGCAACCGAUUCCAACGCCGCAACUGCAACCACCCUCCCAUCACACGCCCUUAAACCAGUCAAACUCUCUCGAUCUCGGCGAACUGCAGUUCCACACGAACCCCAUCAAUCUGGGUCUCGCGAACAAAACGCACCCGAAAGCUAGUGGCCACAAAAAGUAUCCACUAUCGUUGCGAUCCUGCCGGGAUGCUGGGGCCGGUGGGGAAGGAAGCGGCGGAUGUUACGUGUCCGGUGGGGGAGACAUGAAUCUCGCGUCCACCUGCACGUACCAACACGAUUCCAAGUCGACCUCGAAACUGUUUGAAGCGCUGAAAGAAAACGUUUACCAGGAGGUGAAGAAUCUCAUCACAGCGAACGAAUCUCGGCCUCACUUUCUCAUACAGCUGUUCCGUGAGCUGCAGCUGAUCUCGUCCGAUCCGCUGCGGCAGCGCACGUUGCAAUCGAUACAGGAGCUGUACAAUCGCUACAUCGAAUCGACGCUGCAGGAGGAAAACCAUGUAAACAAUGUGGGAAGCAACAAUUUGCUGGCGUCUAGCGGAUUGGCCAACAUGCCGGAGGGAGUGGGUGCUGUUGGGGAAGGAAUAGUGAACAGUAGUGAGGCACGCAAUACGCCACCACGCGACACAAGGAACGAGGAUGCGGCCGUUGAGCUGGAGGUGGUGCAAAACUAUACCAAUCUUCGUCAGCAGCAGCAGCAGCAGCAACAAUAUCACUACAUUCCUCCUAAUGGAUCGGAUCCGACCGGUGGACAAGGCUCUACAACUGGGGAUGGUUUACCGUCGUCCUUGCCGAACGCUUCCACAUCCGGCAGCACUCCAUCGGGCGCUGGACGUCGACCUCUUUCGGCAGCACGCCCCCUCAACCAAGAGCCACUCGUACCGAUAGCGGUGGCCAAUUCGGAAAUCAUUAACAUCAUAAUGGGCGACAUUGUGUCGGUGAUAAAUUCGGUCGACUACAUUAACGAUUCGGUGCUGUUUAAAAUAGCCGGGGUCAUCUGUAAUCAUGCGGCUGGUGGUGGGGCACCGGUUACGGAUUACGGACAACCGGUCGGUGAUGCCGGACAGCAGCAGCAGCAGCAGCAGCAACACCACCAUCACCAUCACCACCAGCAUCAUUACCAUCAUCACCAUUCGCGUUCGGGACAGUCUCCGGCGGCGUCGUUGCUGGCCGCUGCCUCCUUCCUUUCGGCGCAAGGUGAUGAGCGGCAGGGAGGUGCUGGUGGUGAGCUGCCUGUGAACGGCGGAACUGCCGGAAGCGAUGUGUUUAGUCGGGAGGAUUUCCUGCGCCAUCUGGAAAGCUGGAACCGCACCGAUAAGGAUGAGUUUAUUUCGAAUUUGGAGAACUUUCUAAACAACAUCCUGCUACGCUCGUCUGCGGUCGAGGGGGAGGAAGGAGAGGAGGAGGAGGACGCGAUUACGGGUGGCCCGGUGAUUGUUGGGAGCCAGCAAAACCAAGCCUACGCUGAUGACGUGCAGCCGGUAGAGGCGGGCUAUGAAGGUAGUAACGCGGCCGAAAACGUGGGAAAUGGAAACGGAGUAGCCGCGUUUGUCGCGGGAGAGCAUCGACCGCUCGAAUCGGCAGUAGUCGUCAGUUCCAGCUCGUCCAACGUGGUUUACUCCUCGACGACGUACGAUCUCGCCGAAGCUGAUCAGGUGUGCGAUAUGGAAAAUUCGACCGGAAGCUUGGCUGCUGCUGCUGCUGCCGUCGUUGUUGGUGGAGCAAACCCUACGAUCGACCAUUCGGCGGCCGGUGGUAGUGGUGGUGGUGGUGGUGGGACCAACUUUGACGAUCGCUGGACCGUGGUUGUGCAGAAGAAACCGGCCUCGGAAGAGCAAACGGCAACCCAGCCACGGAUGCAGCAAAUGAACGGUGGUGGACCGAGUGGCACCAAUGGAAACGUGCCAACACCGGGCGGACCGGGCGGAGGAAACAAUGGAAACAAUAUAAACAACAACUGGCAGUCGGAAGAGGUCGCUGACGAGCAUAUGGAGCAGACGGAGGAGCAACAUCAUUCAUCUUACUAUUAAAGCUUCUGGCAAUGGAAGACGACUACGACCCGGAUGCCAAGUGAUGAUUAGGAUAUGGUUAUUCAAAUAAUCGUCGACUCAUAAAGAACAAGCAAACCCAUAAUAUACCCCCAACGCGCAUAAUAUUAUCCCGUAUUACUUCAGAAGUGCAGCCCUCAAGCAACUCAAAUUAUAAUACAUAAGCACAUCGAUUAGGUGCGCAACUAA
Messenger RNA from Anopheles stephensi (Asian malaria mosquito), 7615 nucleotides. RefSeq lists its product as uncharacterized. Bases 302 to 7408 code for a protein of 2368 amino acids. Lineage: Eukaryota; Metazoa; Arthropoda; Insecta; Diptera; Culicidae. Gene Ontology annotation, cellular component: centriole; centriolar satellite; centrosome. Gene Ontology annotation, biological process: intraciliary transport involved in cilium assembly; microtubule anchoring at centrosome; cilium assembly. The transcript has 8 exons. The record is from RefSeq and is a predicted model, not a curated record.